AUGUCACUCCAGCCACCGUCACUCAAACAUUGGCCACACUCCUUCGACGAGAGAUAUAUAUACAGGCGUUUUGACAUAGAAGAUAGCCCCGACGACCAUCAGGUUCUCCAUGGCUUAGCACAAGAGGUCUUUGAUAUUGUAGCGGUUGAAGCCCUCGACGAUGGCAGAGCUAUCAAUAAUAUUUUCCGAUCAAGUUACUCACGCACUAGAAUCCAAUUCGAGUGGCGCAAGCGAAUACCGAGGUUACCAGCCGCUGUUAGAAAUCACGUCACGGACGUUGAUAUUCUCACUGGGGCGCUUUAUAAAUACCUCAAUUGUAUCCAAGAUGACUUACAAAAGGAGUUUGAGAGACAGCUAAAAGAAGAACGAGCAGCAAAAGCAGCAGCACAAGCAGCGGGCGGAACGAUGGUACCUGGAAAGACAGUAGGUGGAAAGGCAGCAGGUGGAAAGACAGCAGGCGGAAAGACAACAGGAGGACAGGCAGCUGGAGGACAGGCAGCGGAACCAAGUACUGCAAAGCAGCCAUCAGAAAGGUCAGUACAAAAGCAACCAGAACAACCGAAGAAAUUUGACUAUUGUCGGCCCUACAUAGUCCCCAAUGGUGAUGUCCAGAUCAUCCGGGCAGAUCACCCUGACAUGCCGAUUGCCAUUAGGGUAGGUGACUUUUUAACUGAGAGAGAAAAUCCACAGGAUGUAUGCCCAGAUGGGGAUUGGAUCAACAUCGCCAACAUCAAAUUCGACGUGUUCAGAGCAAACCUCGUCCAAGAAGGCUAUCUGGUAGGCGGGGACACAAUUUGGCUACACCAUCUCUCUCUGGACCAAAUUAAUCCUGCGUUGAUUGCUAACCCACAGGCUGGCGAGGUACGGCUGGCAUCCUUCAAUCUCGCAUCUACACUCCUGCGAACUAUCCGUGAGCAUUGGCCUAAACUUCGAAAUCCCUCCCCUGAUCCCUAUAGAGGUACUAGACGCUCACCUUUGCCUAGACCAAAUAUGACUAUUAUCAUCCGGAGUGGAAAUAUAACAGGUGGUGCCCUAUCUGCUAAACAACCAGCAUUAGCUCGUCCCACUGAAAAAGUAGGUAGUAACACGCUCGCUCCUAACCGCCGUUCUGAACAGGUAGCCCGAUAUGCGGCCAGUAGACACGCCAAAACCAAGCGAAAGAGGGCAGAGGCGGAAGCAGAAGCAACAACAGGAGCAGCAACAGGAGCAGAGGUAGAAAUGGCAGCGGAGACUGGAGCAGAAACCGAGGCUCAGAUGAAUGCUCCAGAGGCCCAGAGAAGAAAGAUAGGGGUAGCACCCAAAACUGUCACCGUCCCCGCUGCUGGCCCUGCCCCUGGUCUUAGUCCUGGUUCUGGUCCUGGUCCUGCUUCUAGUCCUCUUUUCGUCCCUGGACCUGGCCUCAGUCCUGGUCCCACUUUCGCCCCUAGUCCACCUUUUGCCCCGGCCCCUGGCCUUAGUCCUCUUUUUGGCUUUGUCCCUGGCCUUAGUCGUGGCCCUGGUCCUGCUUUCGCCCCUGCUCCUGGCGAGGAGCAACAAGAGGAAGGAGGCGACCAAACAUCUUCUUUGUUCGAGCUUUUACGUCCUAUAAUCGUUGAAACGGGACAUGGGGGCGAUUAUGGCCUCGAGCAACAACCCCAGGAAGGUGGUUGCGAUAAUUCUUCUUUCCAGGCACUUUUAGAUGCUCCACUCUUUACCACAGAAGAACUCACAAGCGAUGAUAGAGCUGCCAUGCAAACAUUCCUCGAGGAGAAUCAAUGGGCCGAAGAACCGAUUGAAGAGGGAGACCCGAUGGAGGAGGAUUGA
Molecule: messenger RNA, 1803 nt
Organism: Penicillium crustosum
Lineage: Eukaryota; Fungi; Ascomycota; Eurotiomycetes; Eurotiales; Aspergillaceae
Exons: 2
Coding region: 1-1803 (600 amino acids)
Source: RefSeq, a predicted model, not a curated record